Messenger RNA from Wickerhamiella sorbophila, 4233 nucleotides. RefSeq lists its product as hypothetical. Lineage: Eukaryota; Fungi; Ascomycota; Dipodascomycetes; Dipodascales; Trichomonascaceae. Bases 1 to 4233 code for a protein of 1410 amino acids. The transcript has a single exon. Gene Ontology annotation, molecular function: structural constituent of nuclear pore. The record is from RefSeq and is a predicted model, not a curated record. Gene Ontology annotation, biological process: protein import into nucleus; RNA export from nucleus. Gene Ontology annotation, cellular component: nuclear pore inner ring.
AUGGACUAUGAAGCUGCGCUGCAUGCUUUGAAGUUUGCAACUAAUUCGCGAAGUUUAGAGGCUUUGGAUGAAUUUCUGGAGAUGCAUGUCGAUUGUUUGAGGCGAUGCAACACACCACCUACCGGUCCUGAGCGUCUGCAGUCCAGAUCGGCUACGCAGCCAAACAUAGACGAAGCUGACGCGAAAACAAUAGCGUCGAAAUUGUCCACUAGCGAGCAAGCAGUAGUUUACGCUGCAUCUAACUCUUUUGAUGGAUACAGUCUCGAAAAGAUCAAACAGUCUCUAGAGACAGCUCAUUGUUCCGUUAUCAAACUUACAACUGAAUUAAUAAAACGGUUCGACCUUGAGAGCGAUCCGUCAGAGCGCCAAAGCACUGUCAACAGACAUGUUCCUCAAAUUUUGGCCGAUGAACAGUUUUUCCCUCGAAUCUUUGAUGUUAUAGGUAGUGGAAAGCUCUCCCCAGCAGUCCUUACAUCGCUCCUGGAUCUAGUCUUCACUGCACUAUCCUAUGUCAUUCCCGAUUCAUCUCUUUUGAUUGUUGAUUGGGUACAAAAAGCGGCGGUUCCGACUGGACAUUUUUCAGCGUUCAGCCACGAAAACUUCUCUCGGGCUGUCUUAAUUAGUCUGCAAUUCCUCAAUGUCCACCAAGAUUUUUCGUACGACAACGAAGGUUUCUCCUACUUCAAAGAUGGUGACGUGCUUUUGACACUACACAGAGCUUUUGCCGAUGCACCGGUCUCAAUUAGAGUGGUUUGGGCCCUUGUACUUCACAAUGUUGCCGUCAGAUAUAGUGGCCAACCGGAUAAGUCACUUAGUGGCCUUUUGGAAGCGUGCAAAGCGAAAGGAUGCGAAGAUUUAGACAUCAAGUCUGGCGAAAUGCUGAAGGCAGCAUUAGAUGAUUAUGGGCUGACGGAGCUAGUUGACCUAGCUAGUGCUACUGGUGAAUCUGUGCAAGUAUCCCAAACAAUCGCAGAUGUUCUUCAAGCGCUCUGUCACUGUGUCUAUAUCACACAUGAUUUGGCAAGAGCUAUAGACAUGGUGAUUUCUCCGUUUCCCAUUCUGGCGAAAGGAUUUUUUGCGAAUGACUUCAUAGCCACCGCGGUCGAGCUGGCUAAAGCCAAAGUUCCCGCUGCGCUGCCCACAUUCGUUCACCUUGCUAGAGCCACUGGACCUGCUGCAAAUAAAUUGGUGGCUAAUCUUGACUCGUUCGUUGAUGAGGUCGACAGUAGCAGCAUUGAUAUCGAAGGAACGGAAGCUGUCGCUCGAAGCCCACUAACGCUACUUGCGCCAAGAACUACUGAUGGACAGGGCGCCAUCGUUCUGCCAGCCAAAUGGAGUGGUAAAGUACUGGCAGAUGGCGAAAGACCACUAGUGAUGUGGAAUUUUCAAUAUAAUGGCUGGUCUUUGUUAGCUCGCGUGCUUGAAGGUUCUAUCGCUGGACAGUCAACUGACGCACUGGCAAUUAUACGACUGAUUAAUACUGUUAUUCCAUUACUGGAUGCUGAGAGCACGGACAAACUACUGGGAUCGCUGUCAGCCUCGCUUGCUCGGGGUGACAUUGUUGAGCUAUUAGCGACACGACUCGAAGAAUCUAUAGGGGACUUCUCUCGAAUGGAGGAAUGCACAGUAUUACUGGGCUUUUUCGUCAAGCUAACCCCUGUGCUUCCAAAUCGGGUAUGGACACAUAUUGCCUGCUCACGCCUGCUUGAACAGCGUGGUGAGGCAGGGUUCAUCGCCACAGUUGUAGGUGGUGUCGAGAUCGUAACCCACAGAUAUGACUUCACGCUUGAAGUUGUUAAGCUCACUAGGGUUUUGCUGGAUCACUUUGACAGUGAGAGCAAGUUACAAACAGAUGUGAUGCAGAAGCUUUUACGACAUUUGCUGGACGUCUUCGAAUCCUUCCUAUACUGGAGUUACAAGAUACCCAGACAGCGUGACUAUCUCAUGUCUGGCAUUGUAGGGGUCAUCUCAGCAGCCGCUGAGGGGGAUAUCGGGCCCAAUGCCGAAUUUUUACUCAAAAAUUUGCUAGGACGCGGUCCUUCAAGCGCCAGAGCCAUACGCCCUUUGCUGGUAGCCAUUACUACAACGACCGAACCAGCAUACUUCAAAGUUUGCUCUUGGUUGGUCAACACUAGAAGUUCCCAGAAACUUGAAUAUUCGUUGCUGGAAAGGAAGUUACAUGAUUCAGCGACACAGCUUGUGCAAACAUACUACCAACAUCCCUCUCUUCGUGAAUCUGUUCUAGAGGUUCUGGAAUCUCUUGUAAAGGUAGGGGGACCAGAUCAACCCUCGCUUCUAACUUAUUUGGGCCGAUCCGGGUCUCAGCUUUUACUAGAUGCACUCGUCCACAGUGCUGGAAGCAAACUGGAAUUAGACGAUGGUCUGGUUGCACUUGGCAGCUUUUUCACAACAGUAGCCCGCUCCCAGCAAGAAGGACUGCGGAUAUUGCUUUCAUCAGGGAAAGACGUCCAAAAUGCACCUUCAGCACCUUCUUCCGACUCCCCUGACACGUUUUUGCAUGCUCUAGAGAGUCUUGCGAUGCGUAAGCUUAGUCCUCGUGUGCUUUCAAGCGUUUUGGAAGCGCUGGCAGAGGGAAAUACCAGAAGCGAGAAUGUGAUCCAACGUGCAGUCGAUAUUGUUGAGAUGGCUUACUGCGAUGCUUUUGAACCCACUGUAGAGGGUGCUUACCAUGUUCUAGUUGUAGCUAGAGCGGUGCAGAUUCUCGCCUCUCUAGAGUUCAAUGGUAUUAAAUGCCCGACUCUCGAGAAAUUUGUCCGCUCUCUCACGCGCACAAGGUUGAGGGGAUUUACGGAGAAAUUCUUCGCUGUGCAAGGCUUCGAUGCCUUGCUACAUGAAAAUAUCCAUCAGCAAUUCCUCAAAUUACAGCCACAGCCACAACCAAUAAGACAACACAAAUGCUAUGGACCCGAGUUCGGUUACUCUCUCACUCAUCUAGAUCUCUGCUUGCGUCAAAAACCGGAGUGGAAGACUCUUAGACCUCGCGUGGCAGAAGCAAACAUCAAUCUAUCUUUCAUUGACGCGCAAACUGUAUUGGUUAGAUUUUGGCGGGCGUGGUGUAUGGCAGUUUUGACACAGGGUGCUCUAGAAGAAGAUUUAGCUGUUGUGGCUGAGAUUGCUUUACGCGCGAAUUUGUCUGACCUUACAGUUCCUUAUUUCAGUCAGGGGUGUGAAAUGCGUAUCGACCUGGUGUUUGCGAUUCUACACCGUCUUCACAUUAACAAAAAGCUCACCUUUUCGUUGGAAAUACUCCAGGAAGCUUUGAGGUUGAUCAGUGGGUCUGCUUUGGGCAUACAAGCAGUAAUCACGGCGCCAGGUGCGUCGAGUGCGUAUAAAUACCUUUUGCGUAUUGUGAACCUCGAGCUAUCAGUUUUCGAGGGAACUCCCGACCCGAAAGUCAGGGAGCUUCUUUUAGCAUUGAUUGAUCGAGUUGUUAUCUGUGAUGCAAGAGUAAUUGCUAGCCAAACAACGCAAUCCACCGCAGAAGCUACAGCGGAGUAUUUCACUGAGAUUAUUCUUUGUCUUCGCCAAAGCUUGGCUCUGAUUCACGAUGCGUCAAGUACCGCACAACCGCUGCUUCAAAGCAUGCUGGACACAGGAGCAGACCGGGCAGUGGCUCGCUUAUAUUCUUAUGCACUUGAGCUGCAACCGGAAAAUCCAGUUUUAGGAGAGCUCGCAUUGCUCUACUUUUUGGAGUGGCUACCACUUGCAACAAUGGCUGACCACUUUGUAGCUAAUGGGCUUCUCACUGUAAUUCUAGAGGCACCGCUUUCCCGCCGUAUACAAUCUGGAAACAUUGUUGCCUCCGCAGAGCCGCGUCUUCAUUCUGCAUGGCAGCGAGGCUUGCUUAUGAUUAUGCUUGUUCUACUUCAACAGCUUGGUAGUCGGGUUGUACCCGAAACUGUUCUAUUUAUCGAGGGAUUUGGUCCUCAGAUAGACACAUGUUGGCAACAAUGGAUCCAGCCCUCGGGUGAAAUUUCUAUUGCACUCAUUGGAGAGACAUUCUUGAUCAACAUUCUGCUGGCAACAUUGGCAUCGCACGGGCGCCAAGAUACACUUGGCAGAGUGCUGCCGAAGAAUGAGUUGCUUCAAGCCAUUGAUCAUCUCUCGAGUCACAGAAAGUAUCUGUCGACACGCGUCACAACGUCAGACGAUCAGCUCGACCAAGUGGUAGAGGAAAUGGAGGAUUUGAGAAAUGUUAUAUCACAAAGAUAA